Messenger RNA from Musca domestica (house fly), 2142 nucleotides. Its product is annotated as E3 ubiquitin-protein ligase RNF25. Lineage: Eukaryota; Metazoa; Arthropoda; Insecta; Diptera; Muscidae. The transcript is spliced from 5 exons. Gene Ontology annotation, biological process: protein ubiquitination. Gene Ontology annotation, cellular component: nucleus. The coding region runs from base 139 to 1374 and encodes 411 amino acids. Gene Ontology annotation, molecular function: ubiquitin protein ligase activity; protein binding. The record is from RefSeq and is a predicted model, not a curated record.
UGUUGGUAGGUUGUGUUUGGAUUCCUUUUUGGCUAUCAUGUUCGUUUCACCGGGGACGUUUUUCAUUUUGGUUUCCCACGCUCUUGAGAAAAAGUCGGUAUCCAGUUGGUUGGUAGGUUCGUGAAAAAAACCAAGAAAAUGGAUGCGCUUUUUGACGAGGUAGAGUCUCUGGAGGCGAUUUUAAUGGAGGAUGUAACCGUUCAAAGAGACGGGGAAGGUGUUCCAAAUUUGAUUGAAACAACAGUUUUUCCAGUGGUUGGUGAUGAUUCCGAUCAGCAAUAUGUCUGCGUUACCUUACAAGUUCUGCCUACUCCUGGUUAUCCUGAUGUAAGUCCCGAAUACAAACUCAUGCGACCCCGAGGGUUAGACGAUCUGCGUUUAAAAGAAAUUAAAGCUGCCAUAGAAAGCAAACUUAAGGAGUCCGUAGGUUUUCCUGUAGUAUUCGAUUUGAUCGAAGUUGUGAGGGAGCACUUGACUGGAAGCAACCUUCCAAGUGGUCAAUGCGUUAUUUGUCUCUAUGGAUUUUGUGAUGGCGACGAGUUUACACGAACCGAGUGUUUCCACUAUUUGCACAGUUAUUGCUUGGGUCGACAUUUAAACGCACUGCGGCGCAACUAUCAAGAGGAAUAUAACAAGCUUCCUGCUUGGCAACAAAAAACUGCCAAGCCCUUCCAAGCGCAUUGUCCAGUAUGUCGAGAAAAUAUAACUGAUGAGAGUGACAGUCUGCGGUGCGCUAUGCCUCCGGCUGAAUUGGAAAAUGCUCCUGACUUCGAACCUUCUGCUGAACUGAGGGAGCUACAACAACGAAUGUCUUCAUUGUUCUUGCAUCAGAAAAGUCGCGGUGCAAUUAUUGAUUCAGAGGCUGAAGGUGGCGCUGUAAUAUCUAUAGAAACUGAGGAGGAUAUACGCCGUCGUUUGCAACGCAAGCAAGAAGAGGCAGCAAAUGCCGAAAGCUCCGAAAGUAGUUGCAGCAACCUUAACGUUGAGCUUGGUGGAGGUUGUGGUAGUAGUAGCGGUUCGGCUACACCGGAAACAGCGUCAUUGGCAGAGCAACAACAGAAGGAAUCCAAUGGAACUAAUAUUAAAACCAACUUUGCCCCUGUUGUUCAGCAAACUCAACGAGAUGAUCCUACCAAUAAUAAUUAUCAUCAUGGACGGAGGCAUUUUAGAGGUGGCAGGCGUCAUCAUAAUCACCACCAUCACCAUCAUCAAUCGCAACGGGAUCGCGAACGCUUCGAACACAAUCACAUUCCAUCAACGUCAUCAUCGGCAGCUGCUGGUAAUUCAUCUAGUCAUUCCAGUGCUUCUCAAGUGGCACAGCCACAUCAAAAGCAGGGAAAGGGACACGCAGCCGGACACGGCCAUUCCAGGUGACGAUGGCCUCUCUACAAAUACAUUCAACGCAACGCUAAGGCUUUCAUCAAGAUGUUGCUCUUGCAACUACCUUCUUCAGUCCUAUUGCCAUUACAACUUUGCUAAUAUAGUACAUAGAACAAAAAUUUAAUAGUUUUGUUGUUGAAAUGACAAUACUUUUGUUAUUCUAUUUUUAGUUAGCUUUUACAUCAAUAAUGUAUUUAUUUUAUUAUAGUUUUCGUUAGUAAUUAUUUUAGGACAACGUUGCACGAAUAGAUGAAUUUUACUCAAUCGAAUGCCUAUUUUAAAGGUAAUAUGCAUCCAAAAUGCCGUUGCAACCAACAUGAAGUGUUUAUUUUUAGUUAAAAAUAUUUAACAAUAUUUUGUAAAGUUUUAUAUGCCGAAGCUUGUAAUGAGUAAUUUGUAUUCGUUAAUAGACAAAACGACUGAAAAUUGACCGAAGGUAGACACCAUAUGAGUGGCAACUUCAUGUAAUAGCCUCUUCGAAUUCGCCCUAAAGAAAUGAUAUUAACAUUAAAUGUGAACAAGUUGAAGGAGCAUAUUAUAAUUAUACUUACUUAAUAUGUCAGUAGAAUGUGGCAAACUGUCACAAGCACAAACUAUUUAAAGACAUCCUUUUGAAUAAUAACCAAUCAAUUUUGAAUUAAAAGUCCAUAACAAGAAGACAUUUCGAUAUUCCCUUAUACGCAAAAAUUAUGAUGAAUGUAGAUGUUUGAAUUACGUGUCAAAACUAAAAUAUUUAAAUAAAAUCAAAAUACGUGCAUCUUA